CGCUAACAAAAAGCAGCACACAGAUCCACAAAACAUGUGACUGGGGUCACAUGACCUGAACACUUGUUAGCUCCUCCUCCUCCCUACAGACAGACUGGCUACUCGAUGAGAGGCUAGCUGUUAGCUUCAACUGUCAAGACGGCGAGAUGAGUUUCCUGGGGGGUUUGUUUGGUCCCGUUUGUGAGAUAGAUGUCUUGUUGAACGACGCAGAAAACCGAAAAACAGCUGAACUAAAAACAGAAGAUGGGAAAGUAGAGAAACACUAUCUAUUCUACGAUGGAGAGUCUGUCUCUGGAAAGGUGAAUCUGAAUGUGAAGCAGGGAGGAAAGCGUCUUGAGCAUCAGGGGAUCCGGAUCGAGUUUGUUGGACAAAUAGAAUUAUUCUCCGAUAAGAGCAACACGCAUGAGUUUGUGGAUUUGGUGAAAGAGUUGGCUUUACCUGGAGAACUCACCCAGAACAGAAGCUAUGACUUUGAGUUCAUGCAGGUGGAGAAGCCGUAUGAGUCCUACACAGGAGUCAACGUCAGACUAAGAUAUUUCCUCAGGGUGACAAUAGUUCGCCGUUUGUCCGACUUAGUGAAAGAAUAUGAGUUAAUUGUCCACCAGCUGGCCACCUACCCAGACGUUAACAACUCAAUCAAGAUGGAGGUUGGCAUAGAAGACUGUCUGCACAUUGAGUUUGAAUAUAAUAAAUCCAAGUACCACUUGAAGGAUGUAAUCGUCGGGAAGAUUUACUUUCUGUUGGUCAGAAUCAAGAUCCAACACAUGGAACUGCAGCUCAUCAAGAAGGAGAUCACAGGGAUUGGUCCCAGUACAACUACAGAGACCGAGACGGUUGCAAAGUACGAGAUUAUGGAUGGAGCUCCGGUGAAAGGAGAAUCAAUUCCAAUCAGGCUGUUCCUGGCGGGAUAUGAUCUGACACCAACCAUGAGGGAUGUCAAUAAGAAGUUCUCUGUACGCUACUUCCUCAAUCUGGUUCUGGUUGAUGAAGAGGACAGAAGAUACUUUAAGCAACAGGAGAUCGUUUUGUGGAGAAAAGCCCCAGAGAAGCUGAGGAAAAGAAACUUCCAUCAGCGUUAUGAGUCACCUGAACCACGAAACCAAACUGUUACGGCAGAGCAACCAGAGAUGUGAGGAGCUGAGGACUGUGAACAAAAAAAAAACACAGACGUAUUGCAGAUCUUCACUGCUGAACAGCUAGACGUGUGAGAGCCGCCUCACUGUCUCCAUGGACUGAGAAACGUCUGUAAACAUGAAUAUACAUAUGCCUUUCUUUCAAACACCCCCAACUCCACACAGGUUGAACUUCGGCUACCUAAUGUCACAUUUCCUCUGGACUGAAACACCUGCAUUCACAUGGGCACAAGUGAACAAUAAAAGUCUGCUAAAUGCUGAA
Oryzias melastigma (Indian medaka) is the source of this 1395-nucleotide messenger RNA. RefSeq names its product VPS26, retromer complex component A (gene vps26a). Gene Ontology annotation, biological process: retrograde transport, endosome to Golgi; intracellular protein transport. The record is from RefSeq and is a predicted model, not a curated record. Gene Ontology annotation, cellular component: retromer complex; endosome. NCBI's taxonomy places the organism in Eukaryota, Metazoa, Chordata, Actinopteri, Beloniformes, Adrianichthyidae. The transcript has 9 exons. Bases 147 to 1133 code for a protein of 328 amino acids.